AUGAGCUGUGGCGUCACCCUGGGGCUCUUCUGGUCCCCUCUGCUCUUGCUGUGCCUGCAAGCCAUGCUGGGCUGGGCUCAUCCGGUGACCUGGAGUCCCUCCAGCCAAGAGCUGGAAUCCUUGCAGGACCUCCUGGAGCGGCUGAAGGAGAAGUUUCCACAAGGAGAAAGGGACUCUCUGGAACUGGCAGCCUUCGACUAUGGGGCAGGCCCCGAAGACGAUGGUGCUGACUUGGACCUCAUGGAUUCGGAGCCCCUCCCCCCCAGCCUGCUCAAUUCCCAGGGCCCCCUUCAGCAGGCCGAGGUGGAAGACCAGUGGAGAAGAUUCCUGGCCUCUCCAAAGCGCAGGCGGCAUUUCUCCGGAUGCUUCGGGACCAGGCUGGAGCGGAUCGGAUCCCGGACGGGACUCGGGUGCAACUUCUUCAAAGCCCGUAGGUCUUUUUGA
Molecule: messenger RNA, 444 nt
Organism: Euleptes europaea (tarantolino)
Lineage: Eukaryota; Metazoa; Chordata; Lepidosauria; Squamata; Sphaerodactylidae
Product: natriuretic peptides B-like
Exons: 2
Coding region: 1-444 (147 amino acids)
Biological process (GO): receptor guanylyl cyclase signaling pathway; cGMP biosynthetic process; negative regulation of systemic arterial blood pressure
Cellular component (GO): cytoplasm; extracellular region; nucleus
Molecular function (GO): hormone activity; hormone receptor binding
Source: RefSeq, a predicted model, not a curated record